Molecule: messenger RNA, 2592 nt
Organism: Prunus dulcis (almond)
Lineage: Eukaryota; Viridiplantae; Streptophyta; Magnoliopsida; Rosales; Rosaceae
Product: probable L-type lectin-domain containing receptor kinase S.5
Exons: 2
Coding region: 238-2358 (706 amino acids)
Biological process (GO): protein phosphorylation
Cellular component (GO): plasma membrane
Molecular function (GO): carbohydrate binding; protein kinase activity; ATP binding
Source: RefSeq, a predicted model, not a curated record
AAUUUAAUGGGGAAAGUUCCAGGUUAUAACACCGAAAGCGGCAACCAAACACUUCAAACUUCUCCUCCCUCGCAGUCUCGCAGAGAUAAAAACAAACUCCACAACAAUAAAAAUAAACAAAUGACAGACACAGAGAGCUAAGCUGGCCAUUCACGAGCUCUCCCUCGAUCGCCUCAUCAUUUUUUGAACUGUGCAACGGCGUCGUCUAGCUCCAGAAGCAGCAGCAGCAGCUACCACAUGAAGCUGAAGCAGCUGGCUCUAAUCACUUCCGGCAUGCUGCUUCUGCUGCUUCUGCUUUUUCCCGCAGCAGCUUUCUCCGACGCUCAGAACCUCGAGACAUCUCAGUACAAGUGGGGCCCCUUCGACGAAUCGUAUUAUAACACGUUUGCGGUGAUCAAGCCGGCGACGAUCAGCAACGAGGCGCUCCAGAUCACGCCGGACUCAGCCGGCAACUUCACGCUCUACAACCGCUCAGGUAGAGUCUUCUUCAACCAGUCUUUCGUGCUCUGGACCGAUUCGGAUUCUCCUGGCUCCGCCACAACCGGAGCCUCGGGACGCGUGGCGUCUUUCAAUACGUCGUUCCUCGUUAAUGUCUUUCGUGUCAACAGCUCCGCAGUCCCCGGAGAGGGCCUGGCCUUCCUCAUAGCACCGAAUCUCACCCUCCCUCAAGGCAGCCACGGUGAAUACCUCGGUUUAACCAACGCCGCCUCCGAUGGGAACCCCAGCAACCACCUCCUCGCCGUCGAGCUCGACACUUACAAGCAAAGCUUCGACCCGGACGACAACCAUUUGGGCCUCAACAUCAACUCGAUCCGAUCCAACAAGACUGUUUCACUCUCGGAUCUGGAUUUCCAGAUCGCCCCAAACACUACCAAAUUUUACAUGGUAUGGGUCCAGUACGACGGCGUUUCGCGUCAGUUAGACGUGUUCAUGGCCGAACAGUUGCGGGACCCAAAAACUAGUGAUUUCUUCAUCAGGCCCAGGCCCACAAAUCCAAUCUUAACGGCUAAUCUCAAUCUCAAGGAUAUUGUGCAGCAGAAAUCCUACUUCGGUUUCUCUGCAUCGACCGGCAGUGCAAUCCAGCUCAAUUGCUUAUUGAGAUGGAAUCUGACGGUGGAGAAUUUGUCAGGUGUCGGAAGUGAAGAUAGCAAAAAUCAGGGGCUGAAGAUAGGACUUGGAGUGGGUGUACCCGUGGUGGCGCUGCUCCUGUUGGGCUUGGGAGGGCUGGUAUAUUACGUGCACAAGAGGCGGAGGGCCGCCGCGUCCGGCCCGAAUAUCUUAGGGGCACUCAAGAGCCUUCCGGGCACUCCAAGGGAGUUUGAGUUCAAGGAGCUGAAGAAGGCUACGAACAACUUCGACGAGAAGCACAAACUAGGUCAAGGUGGGUUUGGGGUGGUCUAUAGAGGAGUGCUACCCAAAGAGAAUUUGGAAGUGGCCGUGAAGAAAUUCUCCCGGGAUAAUCUCAAGGGUAAAGACGACUUUUUGGCUGAGCUCACCAUUAUCAACCGCCUCCGCCACAAGCAUCUCGUCCGGCUACUUGGAUGGUGCCACAAAACUGGGAUGCUACUCAUAGUAUACGAGUACAUGCCGAACGGUAGCUUGGACAACCACCUUUUCGGGGGUCCUGAGAAUGCAACACUAGGCUGGAGCCAAAGGUACAAAAUUGUAUCCGGGGUGGCGUCUGCCUUACAUUACCUCCACAACGAGUACGACCAAAGAGUGAUCCAUAGAGACCUCAAGGCCAGCAACAUAAUGCUAGACUCCCACUUCAACUCCCGCCUCGGCGACUUUGGCCUCGCACGUGCCUUGGACAACGAGAAAACCUCCUAUGCGGAGCUCGAGGGUGUACCGGGCACAAUGGGGUACAUCGCUCCCGAGUGCUUCCACACGGGCAAGGCCACCUGCGAGUCUGAUGUGUAUGGGUUCGGGGCAGUGCUUCUAGAAGUUGCCUGCGGUCAACGACCAUGGACAAAAAUGGGCGGGUUUCAGUGUGUGGUGGAUUGGGUUUGGUCCUUGCAUAGAGAUGGGAGUGUCUUGGAGGCCGUGGACGAGAGGCUUGGGAGUGAUUACGUGGCAGAGGAAGCUGAGAGGCUAUUGCUUCUUGGGCUGGCCUGCUCUCACCCCAUUGCCAAUGAGAGGCCCAAGACCCAGGCCAUUAUCCAAAUCAUUUCCGGGUCGGUUCCGGUGCCCCCAGUCCCGCCUUUUAAACCCGCUUUUGUGUGGCCCUCCUCCUCUAUGCCCGAAGGAGUCAGCAGCGUAGCCAACACUGCGAAUACGACGUCGUCAUGGCCUCUAGGGAUAUCAGUUUCGGAUAGAUCUGAAUGGACCCCACGCUACGACAGCCAGGACAGCUAUUGAGUUUAAGAUGCUUAAUUUUGUCAUCCUAUCACUAGAACCAGUGAGCCUCAUGUUUCAAUUUAUUUAUUUUUCCACUUUUCUUUUUUUAAAAAUAAAUAAAAAUAAAAAUAAAAUUCCUAGUUUAAAUAUUGUUUCUUUUUUCUCAUUUGUUUUGUUUAUCACCGAAGGUGCUUUUCCACGUGUAAGUUUGUACAUUUUGUUGAUAUUUAUAAAUAUGUACAUCUUAUUUCCUCA